Molecule: messenger RNA, 3919 nt
Organism: Papaver somniferum (opium poppy)
Lineage: Eukaryota; Viridiplantae; Streptophyta; Magnoliopsida; Ranunculales; Papaveraceae
Exons: 2
Coding region: 2015-2752 (245 amino acids)
Source: RefSeq, a predicted model, not a curated record
UUUUCACUAUCUCGUUUACUAUCAGAACCAAAUGAAAUUUCAUUUUUCUUUUAUUCAACUCCUGGUUGUUUUGGUUUGAAAACGAAGAGAGGAUCUGUGCUCAAGAUAAACAAGAAAUGAAUCAUAACAGAUAUAAGAAUGGGUGCUGAUUUGAUUUGGUGUUGAGUUCGAGUUAUUCUGGGUGAUUUAUGGAGUUCUCUGCAACAACAGAUCUGGGGGUCUAUUACAUGAGUUCGAUUGAAGGAUUCUUGGGGUCUGUUUGGUGUCGUUUAGGUGUGACGAGAAAUGGAAUUGGGGUUUAUCAAAGCUAGGUCUGGAAAAUGGUGCAAGUGGUUGUCGAUACAGUUGCUGGGGUUAACUGAGUCUCCCUGAAAUCAGUUGGAAGUGGUCUCAGAUGGUCGAAAUUAGGAGCUUGUGGUGUUGAAUUUGCGUUCUACAACAACAACCGAGGAAGGAGAAGAUGGUGCCAGUUUGAAAUGAUGUUGAGCCCGAUAUAUAAUAUUUUGGGGUUCAGAUUCCAAUCAAUUUGGAGAUUUCUUAACCCAAAUUCGAAUUGGGUUUGUCUGAGAGAUUGACAGUAGCGAAGGCAACAGAUUUAUGGGGGUUUUAGUGUGUUGGUCGUACGGGCAGCUAUCCAGAUUUCAGUGAAGAUGAAAACGACCAAGUUAGGGCUCAAAUCAGUGAAGGUAUGGGUCAUAUUCGAGCUGAAUUUGACGCCGGUUGUUGGUGGUGAUUGAAUUGGGGGUGGCAGGUAGGGAAGUGGUUCUGUAUGCCGGUUGAUUUGUGUCUAUCAUUACAUGGAGCUGUAGCUAUCAGUGGAGGUGAUGCUCAGUUGGUUACAGAACAAGAAGGGUGAUGUAGUUGGUUUGGAAAGUGUUUAAGGGACAGAGAAUAGAAGACGUAGGUCUGGUGCUUGCGAAAAUGUCGCAGUGAAAUCAAACAGCGGAGAAGGUGCUUGAGUAGUCAGUUAAUUGAGAUAGAAAGUGAGAUGUUGUGUCUAGAUGUGGGAGCUGGUGCUGGUGUCUAGAGAUUCAGAGAAGAGCAAGGAAAUAGGCGGUGUUAUGGAUGUUACCGGACUCGGUACUGACCUGAAUUUGGAGACUGAAGUUGGUGUCACAUUGGGCCUGGGUACCUGUUUCCUUGGUCCAGAUGGGAUUUCUUGGCAACACAUAUAUAAAUACCAGUCUGAGAUGCAAAGAGGAAGAGGUCGUUUACAUGGAAGAAACUAGGUGUUCUUGUUACGGCAAUGACGUCUUAUCAAGAGGAUGAGUCCAUGUCUCUCGGAGAAUACAGGUAUGGACCGCAAUACCAGGAGAUUCGUGAACACAAUCGUCUCAUGCAUGGAAAUCCUUAUCAGCAUUACUUCGAAACUGGUGAUUAUUCACAUGAGUAUCAAAGUUACCAUCAGGAUGAUUUGUCACAUGCUGAGAUUUUCAACCAGAAUAUAGCUAGUUUGGAAAGACGGAUAGAGAUGCUAGAAACCAGAGGUCAUAUGAAAAUAAUAAUCUGGUUUAUGGUAACUCGUGUUCCACAAAAUACUUUGAUUAUUCAUACAUGUACAAAACCCAAUACAUUGGGGAUAGGUAUUUGCAUGAGGUAUGUGAACGAUCUUUGAAUUGGCAGAAUAAUGAGGUUUCAGACUAUAGAAAUUUGAGCAUGGAAGAUAGCUUAAGGUUAUUAACUCAUUAUACACUAAAAAUUAGUCGAGAAACUUCUCAACUUCAACAGUCCACUCAAAAAGCCUUAGAAAACAUUGAAUAUCAAGUAGGUCAAAUGACUAAACACUUAGAGGAGGAACAAAGUUGGUUCCCAAGCCAGUCUCAAUCCCAAUCUAAUUGUACUUAAGAGUAUAUUGAUUAUUCUUCUGUGGGAGAAACUGAUAAUGAUCAACUUGUAGAAGUUUUGAGUGGAAGUGAGGAUACCCAAGAUUCUCAAAAUUCAGAUAAUUAUGAUGUAGAAGAACCUCCAUAUGUAGAGGAUGCUACUAUUGAGUGUCAUGACUCAAAGGUGACAUAUGUUUAUAAUGAGAAACCUUCUAAUCAUUUUGAAUUCUGAGAUUUAUAAUACUUUUGAAAAUGAUAACAAUAUGGCUAUUCAUGAUACUGUUGCUACACUAUGCACAAAUUUUGUUGAUUUAUCUUGUGAUUCUACGAAUGUUUUUGUGAAUGUUGAACAGAUUGAUGUUGGUCAGGCAGUUUGUACCGAAAAACUUGAACCUUUAUAUGUUUGCUUAUUGCAUUUUGCUGAUUCUAAAGAUCCCAUUAUGCAUGCAACUAUUGUUGCAGUAGGUCCAUUUUUCGUCGAUCCAUCUAAUAGUUCUCGAGAUGCAUGUAUGAAUGUGGAGCCAAUUGAUACAGGGCAGUCAACUUGGACAACUGAUUUUGAACCACUCUCCAUGUGUUUAACUCAUUUUGCAGACUUCGAUGACCCUAUGCGAAUUGACAUUGUCAAUGCAUUUGAUUCUUCGAUGGGAAAUAUAGGUAACUUAACAACGGAAGUUAUUUCCACGGACCUAAACCCAUAUUUAGGGGUUAUUGCUUUUAAUGAACUUGAACCACUAGAUCUAUGCUUAGAAAAUUUUGUUGAGUGUGAUGCUCUGAUGCCUAUUGUUAGUGUUAGUACAUUUCUUCCUCCGAUUUCUAGUGAAGGUAGUUUGUUUACUGAAAAUAUUUCAGUUGAUCUUGAACCAGAUUUAGUGUCUGCGCUCCGAAUGAACACUACGGAACAAUCUGUAUCCUUUGUGUGUGAAUAAUUUACUCAUCCCGAUAAAAUAUGACUUAAUUACUACGGAAUGUUUGGAACAGGGAAUGGAUUUUCACAUAUGUUCGGCUGACCGUAGUCUUCACAGGUUCUUAUUUACAGCUAACCUGAUAUGUUGGGUCGAUCCCCAACUUUUCAGGCUUUACAUAUAUGCUUGGCAGGUUGAUGUUGUAUAUCAUCUUUACUUUGUUUGAGACAACUUGCUGCGCGCAAGUAUGGAACAAAUAGCAUUCGCUUCGUGGGAGUCAACCCAUCAGUUUUGUUCCCUUUACUCUAUCUUCUAUCUUCGUUUGCCUAUUGCAUAUCGCAUUUUAGAAUUUCCCACCUUAAUUCUACGUUGGAUGACUCAAUUACAUUGACGACAAUGUAAAGUUCAAGUAUGGGGGAGUGAUUAAGUUUAUAUAGAUUUGUAGUAGGAAUUCAAUUUCGUUAUGAAUUUUCUUUAAAAAAAUAAAAUGUUUGCACGACAUGACCAAUUGUUGAGCGGGUCUUUCUGAUCCUUUGUCUUGCUGUUUAGCAGACAUUUCUCUUCCACUGUUUAGUGGAUUCGUCUUGCUGUUUAGCUGACAUUUCUCUUCCACUGUUUAGUGGAUUUGUCUACCUGUUUAGAAGACAUUUCUCAAUCACUGUUUAGUGGUUUCGUCUAACUGUUUAGCAGACGUCUCUCCAUAUCCAGCUGUGUAGCGGAUAUAAUUUUUCUUAUUUUGCUCAAGGACUAGCAAAAUGUAAGUGUGGGGGAGUUUGAUAAACACGACAUUUUUAUACCACAUUUAUACUAGCUAGGUCUCGAUAUUUAGCUAAUAAUACUGUUUCAAGUUAUUUACAGGAAUUACAAGAAAAUCCGAUUGCCGGAAGAAGAAACAGCAAAAGUAGAAGUUGAAUUGACUUCUGCGACCAUAAGCACUCAUUGUUCUGAGGGCACUACAGAAAGUAAUUAUGGGUAGCCAAUAUUUGUCACAUCUACCACACAAGUUCACGGCCUGGGAAGUCUAGUGGAUUUCUUUGUGCACUCAAGCGUCUUACGCAUGUGAAAGCCACUAAUGGGUUAAAAAACCAAGUGAAGGACGUGUUAUCUUCUCCACCACAUCUUUUUUGUGGUAUUUUUCACUAUCUCGUUUCCUAUCAGAACCAAAUGAAAUCUCAUUUUUCUUUUAUUCAA